This is a messenger RNA of Prunus persica (peach), 1937 nucleotides long. Its product is annotated as S-adenosylmethionine decarboxylase proenzyme. The record is from RefSeq and is a predicted model, not a curated record. Gene Ontology annotation, biological process: spermidine biosynthetic process; spermine biosynthetic process. Gene Ontology annotation, cellular component: cytosol. Gene Ontology annotation, molecular function: adenosylmethionine decarboxylase activity. Bases 570 to 1643 code for a protein of 357 amino acids. Lineage: Eukaryota; Viridiplantae; Streptophyta; Magnoliopsida; Rosales; Rosaceae. The transcript has 3 exons.
CUAUCAUUUUCCAGAAAAACAAAACAGCCACAGCAACAAUCAAAUUUUUCUAGGGUUUUCGAUCCGCCUCCCUUUUGAUAUCUGCAUUUUCUCGCCGCCCGCUGGUUCGUUCGAUUUUCUUAUUAAUUUCCAUCUAGGGAUUUCGGGGGAGGUCGAAAGCCGUUGACUUAUAGUUCGAAGAGAACGCUCAACAAUUUUUCAUAUUUGAAGAACUGAAUGAUCUAAUGGAGUCUAAAGGUGGUAAAAAGAAUUCUAGUAGUAGUAAAUCCUUAUUCUAUGAAGCACCUCUUGGAUACAGCAUCGAAGACAUCCGACCCAACGGUGGAAUCAAGAAGUUCAGAUCUGCUGCUUACUCCAACUGCGCUCGCAAACCAUCCUGAUAUUUCUCAAUUGGAAACCUAACCACAAGACGUGGUUCAUAAACUUUUAUUGCUUUUAGUUGGUUUUUGUGUCUUUACUUCGAUCAGCAUCUUCCUCUCUUCUCUCUUAGCGACUGUAGUAUCUUUGCGACUGUAUUCUGUUUGCUUUUUGGGUCUUCUUGCGACUAUAAUCGUUCCUGUUAGUUGAUAAUGGCCAUGGCGGUCUCUGCAAUUGGAUUUGAAGGUUUCGAAAAGAGGCUAGAAAUAUCAUUUUUUGAACCGAGCAUCUUCGUUGAUCCUGAAGGAAGGGGUCUUCGAUCUCUGGCCAAAGCUCAGAUAGAUGCCCUUCUUGACGAAGCUGAAUGCACUAUCGUCUCUUCAUUGUCAAAUGAUCAUGUGGACUCCUAUGUUCUUUCUGAGUCAAGCCUCUUUAUUUAUCCGUACAAGAUGAUCAUCAAAACUUGUGGGACAACCAAGUUGCUCCUUGUGAUCCCGCCUCUCCUGAAGUUGGCUGAAACCAUUUCCCUUUCUGUGAGAUCUGUGAAGUACACUCGCGGGAGUUUCAUUUUUCCAGGGGCACAGUCAUACCCUCAUCGUAACUUCUCAGAGGAAGUUUCUGUCCUUGACGGCUACUUUGGAAAGCUUGGUUCAGGAAGCAGGGCGUAUGUGAUGGGUCGGUCAGAUGGACCUCAGAAAUGGCAUGUGUAUUCUGCUUCUGCUGAAUCAGGAAGCUUAGUUGACCCUGUUUACACUCUAGAAAUGUGCAUGACUGGUUUGGACAGGGAGAAGGCUUCUGUGUUCUACAAAUCCCAAUCAAGCUCUGCAGCUGCAAUGACAAACGAUUCUGGUAUCCGAAAGAUCCUUCCAGAUUCUGAUAUUUGCGAUUUCGAGUUUGACCCCUGUGGUUAUUCCAUGAAUUCCAUUGAAGGAGCUGCAAUUUCAACCAUUCAUGUUACACCCGAAGAUGGUUUCAGUUAUGCAAGUUUUGAAACAGCUGGAUAUGAUCUGAAAGAUGUGAAUAUCAACCAGUUGGUUGAGAGGGUCCUGGCUUGUUUCCAACCGAGGGAGUUCUCCAUUGCUGUGCACGCUGAUGUUGCUACCAAGUCACUCCAGCAACUAUCUUCAGUGGAUUUGAAGGGAUACUGUCGCAAAGAGAGCAGCCACGAAGAGCUUGGAAUGGGUGGUUCCAUUGUCUACAAUAGGUUCCUCAAGACUGAGCGCUGUGGUUCUCCUAGAUCAACUCUUAAAGGCUGCUGGAGAGAUGAAGAAGAGGAAGAAGAUUAAGUACAAUAAAGUUAUUAUGGUCGGCAUUUUCUGAUUACGAAUAAUAAAUUACCCAUUAUCAGCAAUGGCCUGGUAAUGGUAAAAACCUAGAGCAUGUUUAAAAAUUGUCUUCAAUUACUUUUAUUGUUGCUGCAGUUUUUCCAUUCAUGUUAAGUGUUGUUUCUCUUGAGACAGCACAAGCCUUUGGUGGGCUCUAGUUAUUGUUUGUUUGAUUCAGACAUCUGUUAUUAACCAUCCUUGGUUAUGUUUAGCUAUUUAUUCUGAUUGGUUUUCGGCCCCUUUUGCUAUUUCAUA